UUUACUUUCGCUUGCUCACCUUACGGCUUUCUAGAAAGUAUCCCAUCUAUGCUUACACCGAUUGCCUGUAUGUACUCUACAUCUUAGCUGUGAAGAAUAAUAUGGGUCACUGCGGAGAGUCGAGACAUCACUCUUGCAUAGGCACAGUUGCAUACGGUUGUGGUACAACCACCUCGCUUGUCCCAGUCCUUCAUUGGUUCAGCGAGUACGAAUCACCAGCUCGUGUGGUGACGAGCAAUGUGCUGCGCCCCGAGGAACGGUCCUCUCGCUGAAGUUUUAUCGCGAUGAAGUUUAUAAUAUAAAGCCGAUGAUUCCACUCCGACAAGAUGCAUCGUUGCGGCAUCCACCGACGUCCUACAUUCGUUACCGAAAGUUCCAAGUUCAACGUUCAAACCAACUCUGAUCUACAUACCAUAUCGAUCGCGGGAUCAUGACUGCAGGCGAAGCACGUACAUUAGCCCUCGACCGCACGCACCGGUUCUUCGUCAGCCACGUCCUCCCGAUCGGCCUGGGCAUAGUCGGCUGUGCGUUCGGCAUCGUGGCCGUCAAGCUCGCGUACAAAUCCCUCGAGGAGAGCCGCCUCGCUAGUUCGUGGGCUCGCUACACCUACGACUUAGCGAUAAUCGAAGCAAGAAUGUCCCUGAUGUCGCUAUGCGCACAGACGCCGGAAGUGGACAACGUCACCUGCGCCGAAGUCAGGACGUGGGAGUACCUUCUAUCCGCCCUGAAGGUACUGCGGCCGCAGGGAGGUCCCCCCGUCGGGAGGUAGCUCCUAGCGAUCCGACGCGGUUGAAAGUUUAAACUGCUGUGGACGGAUACGGCCAUGUCGAUGGCGGGUGAUGGCGGUUGAGGUUGAGUUUGCGAGCUGGUUGCGAGCUGGCUGGGGGCAUUGGGAGGGCAGGAAUACGGGGGGUAUUGGAGCUGCAGCACGUUUUGGUAACUUGGAGAUGGAUCAUGGGAGCGAGGGACUGGUCUCUUGCUUUUGUUUGGGAGACGCUGCUGAGAUGACUACUGAGCCAGUGCGCGGGAGGAUAACCCUGGUUAAUAGGAGUAUGGAGCUGCAUACAAUGUAGGUAAACUAAAAAAUCUGCAUGCCU
Molecule: messenger RNA, 1097 nt
Organism: Tricharina praecox
Lineage: Eukaryota; Fungi; Ascomycota; Pezizomycetes; Pezizales; Pyronemataceae
Exons: 3
Coding region: 431-769 (112 amino acids)
Source: RefSeq, a predicted model, not a curated record